Molecule: messenger RNA, 2448 nt
Organism: Onychostruthus taczanowskii (white-rumped snowfinch)
Lineage: Eukaryota; Metazoa; Chordata; Aves; Passeriformes; Passeridae
Gene: RAPH1
Product: Ras association (RalGDS/AF-6) and pleckstrin homology domains 1
Exons: 14
Coding region: 338-2215 (625 amino acids)
Biological process (GO): signal transduction
Cellular component (GO): cytosol; plasma membrane
Source: RefSeq, a predicted model, not a curated record
CCGGAGCGGUGGCGGUGCUGGGGCGGUAGCGGCGUGUGGGGAGCGGCGUCUCCGCUGCUGGGCAGGGACGCGCCUCGGCCGCCGGGCGGAGGCGGUUCCGCGCUCGGCGGAAACAAGGAACGGGAAAGGAAGGGAGCGGCGAAAGGAACCGGUAUCGGCGGCCACCAUUAGUGGAGGCAAGAGGAGCAGCAGCAGCAGCAGCCGCCGAGGUGGUCUGCGGGCGGAGCGGACCCGGGUGCCGCCGCCGGCAGCGAGCAGGAGCGAACCCGGCGCCUCGCCCCUCUGUUCUGUGGGGCGUCGCCGCUGCCCGCCGGGGCUCCCCGGUAGCCGGGACGAGAUGGAGCAAUUGUCAGAUGAAGAGCUUGACCAUGGUGCAGAAGAAGAUAGUGAUAAGGAAGAUCAGGAUCUCGACAAGAUGUUUGGGGCCUGGCUGGGUGAACUGGACAAACUCACACAGAGUUUGGAUGCAGACAAGCCUGUGGCACCAGUGAAGAGGUCACCCCUCCGCCAGGAAACCAAUCUUGCCAACUUCUCAUAUCGCUUCUCCAUGUACAAUUUGAAUGAAGCCCUGAAUCAGGGGGAAACUGUGGAUCUGGAUGCCCUCAUGGCUGAUCUCUGUUCCAUAGAGCAGGAGCUCAGCAGCAUCGGCUCUCAUUCCGCAAACAAUGCUGCAGUGAAACGCCUUACCACAGAACCCAAAACUCAGAAACCACCUGCUAGUCGACCUUCCACUAAGCACAGCAGCAUGAAAGGAUUGUCCUCCUCUGCUAAGCUGACUAAACCAUCGCAUGCCAACGUGUCUCUGGAUGACAUCACUGCACAGUUAGAGAAGGCCUCCUUGAGCAUGGAUGAAGCAGCCCAGCAGUCUGUUGCGGAAGACACCAAGCCAGUGGUUACUGCCCAGCACAGGAGGACAGCAUCUGCUGGCACAGUGAGCGAUGCUGAGGUGCGCUCCAUCAGUAACUCCUCCCGUUCCAGCGUGACCUCGGCAGCUUCCAGCAUGGACUCCCUGGAUAUCGAUAAGGUGACAAGACCUCAGGAGCUGGACUUGACCUCUCAAGGGCAACCGAUCACCGAGCACUCCUACUUGGACAGGGAAACCUCCCUUCUUCUGAGAAACAUUGCAGGAAAGCCUUCUCAUUUGCUGACCAAGGAGGAACAGGCUGCUAAACUGAAAGCUGAGAAGAUUAGGGUUGCAUUAGAGAAGAUUAAAGAAGCACAAGUGAAAAAGUUGGUGAUCAGAGUCCAUAUGUCUGAUGACAGCUCAAAAACAAUGAUGGUGGAUGAGAGGCAAACAGUGAGACAAGUAUUAGACAAUCUGAUGGACAAAUCACAUUGUGGAUACAGUUUAGACUGGUCAUUAGUGGAAACCAUCUCUGAAUUGCAAAUGGAAAGGAUCUUUGAAGAUCAUGAAAAUUUAGUUGAAAAUCUCUUGAACUGGACAAGAGACAGUCAAAACAAACUAAUGUUCGUGGAACGUAUAGAGAAAUACGCACUUUUCAAGAAUCCACAGAACUAUCUUCUGGGGAAGAAAGAAACCUCUGAGAUGGCAGACAGAAAUAAAGAGGUGCUACUAGAGGAAUGCUUCUGUGGAAGUUCUGUAACUGUGCCAGAGAUUGAGGGAGUUUUGUGGCUGAAAGAGGACGGUAAGAAAUCUUGGAAGAAACGUUACUUCCUUCUUCGGGCUUCUGGAAUCUACUAUGUCCCUAAAGGGAAGGCAAAGGUGUCACGGGAUCUCGUGUGCUUCCUACAGCUAGACCAUGUCAGUGUUUACUAUGGACAGGACUAUCGGAACAAAUACAAGGCACCCACAGACUAUUGUUUAGUGCUAAAGCAUCCUCAGAUCCAGAAGAAGUCCCAGUACAUCAAAUAUCUUUGCUGCGAUGAUGUAAGAACUCUACACCAAUGGAUCAAUGGCAUCCGCAUUGCUAAGUAUGGGAAGCAGCUUUACAUGAACUAUCAGGAAGCACUGAAGAGAACAGAAUCAGCAUAUGACUGGACCUCCUUGUCUAGCUCCAGUAUCAAGUCAGGCUCCAGCUCAUCUAGUUUGCCAGAAUCUCAAUCAAAUCAUUCUAAUCAGUCUGACAGUGGGGUUUCUGACACUCAGACAGCUGGACAUGUCCGUUCCCAAAGCAUUGUCAGCUCCAUGUUCUCUGAGGCCUGGAAACGAGGCACUCAACUGGAGGAAUCCAGCAAGGUAACAAGAAGACUUUAAUUUGAGAACCAACGCCCAACAAAAUGUGUGAGACGGUGUUGUCCUCUUACACGUCUGUCUUGAGUGGCAUUUCUUCUCUGUUUUACAUGGUUAAUUUACACUGCUAUAUAAUUGUUUUUUAGGAUUCACUUUUUCAGGUAAUUAAGCCCUGCAGCUUUCUGUUCUUUCUUUUAUUUGUGUGCAUAGAAGCUUUUUGUUCUUUGAAGGCAUUAUACAGCCCCUCUCACAGAGUC